Molecule: messenger RNA, 792 nt
Organism: Trichoderma breve
Lineage: Eukaryota; Fungi; Ascomycota; Sordariomycetes; Hypocreales; Hypocreaceae
Exons: 2
Coding region: 1-792 (263 amino acids)
Source: RefSeq, a predicted model, not a curated record
AUGGCACCCAUUACGCAAAUCCUACUCUUAUCGCUUCGGGUCUCGAUCGAGGCCGAAGAAGUCGCCAAUGAAGCUGUCACCAUGCUACGAGAACAAAAGAGCAUUCGGCAUUUCCGAUGGAGCAUGAUAUUACAGGAAGACAACAAACUUUGCAUAUUUGUUGACUGGGACGAGAAAUCUGCACUGGACAAAUAUCUACAAUCUGAUGCCUAUCAACAACUACUGCAAUUCAUGAAUUCUCAAACCACUGAGCCCACCACUUCUCAUAGUGUUGCAUUUGACCCAUACGGCACUGCAGUACUUGAUAACAAAGGUGGCCAUGGUACAUCGCCUGUAGCAGAGGUACUCUACAUGUAUUUUGGUGGUGUUCAAAACGAAUUUGAAGACUUUCAAGACACCGCAACUACAACUGUUCAACAAUUUCUACAAAAAAUCGGCCAAACCGCAACUGGAAUGACAGGAGAAUCCUCAAUCGGUUGGAUGCUCGAUGAAGUUGCAUACAAAGGCGAGAUGUGUAGGACUUGUGUUUUGGUUGUCGGAUGGCAGAGUGUUGAGAGCCAGCUACAGUUCUUGGCUUCGGAGGAUUUCAAAAGCGCUCUUCCCAUUAUUGCCAGCAUGCAAGGAUUCAGAGCUAUCACAAUCGAAUACGGCGUCUUUCUCUUUGCCUUCUUUAUCACUGGUGCGGAUGCUCGCAGUGGCGGCGAAAGAAGGAUGGUGCUAGAAGUCAUGUCGCAGAUAGCGGGUAAGAUCUCUGAGGCGCAGUAUCCAGCUUCUCGGCUGUGGGAUCUGUAG